GCGUCGCCACGGCGGUGACGCGUUCGUUUCGUGCGGCCAAUUUCCCCGUUGCAACUUUCUUCGCGAACGGCGGCGUACGCGUGGCCGCUCCUCGCCUUCGUUCCGCCGGAUAGUCGCAGCCGCGUAUCAAAGUCCCGAUCGAUCGGCCACGUCGCAUCGUCGCGAGCAACGGCCGCCUCGCGUUUCGUUUCACAUUUCGGGAGUUUCUCCCACGACGCCUACCUUCGCUUCGAGAUCGAUGUGAUCGAGAGGACGUUCGCGGCAAAGGUCGCGAUUACGCGUGUGAUUGAUCGCGCACCCGGAGCGAUCGCAGGUAACACGCCAUCACGAGUGGUGCGCGUCACUGGUGAAUCGUUGCGACAGGAUCACGGGUGUGUGUAUAUUUUGCGGUUUUUGGGUCAGAGGAAUCAAGAAUUGCUACCUACGAGGAGGAAGCGAAGUCUCCGUGGGACGAAGGUAGACGAAAUUGCGAGGCGUCGUUAACUUCUGAGCUUACAACUGUGUAAUUCGGUACUUGGCAAGCACCAAGUGAAGUGUCAGGCAAGCGAGAAAGACAAAAGUGAAGGAGGAGGGUGGUCUCAUUGGCGAGCGCUUUGGAUGAUGUCGGGCUGCUGCUGAGCGGUUUCGCGAAUGGAGUGAAUUGGAGGGCGCCCCACCUGCGGGAGGCGAGGCUCGCGCGGUGCACGAUUCUUGAUUCUCGAAGGGGCACACAUGCUCGCCUUCGUUUCCCCUUCAGCUCCGUAAGACAUCGGGACCUCCUUCACCGUGGUCCUCAAACGAGCCUCGCACUCCGUCAGGUACACAACUCACGCAUUCGCUCGCUCGUACGCAUUCACCGCGCCGGCACUCCACCGAAUUGCUACACGUGGACCGAGCGAAGGAGACAUGAUGUGGGUGUCGUACGCGUUCUACGGUCUGCUUUUGGCCAUCGCCAUUGUCAAUUGCAGUCCUGUCGACACGAGAGAAGUCAAGGAAGACGACCUCACUCCGCUGAACGAAGUCUUGGUAAUCGAAACUGAUGAUGCGGCCGAUGGCGAAAGUGGCAAUAGGGACAAGAGGAAGAUUGGCCUCACGUUGGGAGUAUCGAACGGCAUCAUUAAUUUUGUGUUUGACAAAGUGGAUUCCUUCAUAGACUCAAAAACGAAAGCGAUCUCAGUUCUCGACGAAUCUAACAAAGCGAAAAACCAAGCUUUCGGCAUCGACUCCAAGCAAUCGGCUACAUCGGAGUUCCUCAAUAAAUUGCUGUCUCAGAAGAUUCAGGCCGCGACUGGUAGCAUUGGACCCAUCAUAAACAGUGCGACGACAUUCUUCUCAGGUGCUUCGGCCGGCAUCACGAAGGCUUUGGCCGGGAAACUUGGACCUCUAAGUUCGCUUUCCGGUGGUGCGGGUGGUGGAGGCGGAGAGCAUGGAGGUAGCGGAGGAUCGGCCCUUAUCAGCAAUCUUUUGACUCAGAAGAUUGGCUCUUUGUCGAGCCUGAGCCAGGGUAGCGGCGGUCUAGGCAGUUUGAGCGGCGGUUUAGGCGGUUUAAGUGGCGGCAGCAGCGGUAAUAGCGGAAGCGACUCUCAUAACGGAAACGGCGGCAGCAAUACAGGCGCUGGGAUCAAUCUCGGCGCUUUCGCCAACCUGGGAGGGAGGAGCACUACUACGGAGGACACGGUAAUUUUUGACAGAAGUAGGGUAUCCUUGGAUAUACCAUCGAGCUCAUUCGGCACCGGCUUCUCCGUAGUAACUAACGUCAGCAAAAUUCUCAACGGCGUAAUCCUAAACUCAGCCCGUCGAACGCAGACGUUGCUGGAAAUCUUCAAGCCGUUAUUCCGGGGCACGUUCGCCAUAAAGGGUUUACCAUCGGACAACCACAAAUAAAGAGUCUCGGCUUUCUUUUACAUUUGCAUUAUUGCAAAUUAAUUGCUCAAUGAUCGCCGUUUCUCAUUGGGAAACGUUCCACAAGUUCCGAUAUUUUCUAGAUCAACAUUGUUGAUCAGAGCUUGUGAAGGCUGUUCCAAAGUUCCGUUGAUCAUAGAACAUCUUAGAUUUGAGAUAUAGAUAAGAUAGAACUGUGUAAUGGAAAUUACCUUGAUGUUGUUGUUAGUUAAUUUCUUAUGACGCCAUAUUUUUGCCUCAUAUUUUAUUCAUUAUUCUUGCGUUCUUGUUAUUUUCUUCUUUUAAGUUUAGAAAUGACUCGAAAAUUGGCGUCGUAAGUCAAAUGUGCGCUUUUAACUUCUAAAAGCGUAUAUUAUUAUAAAGAAAAUAGGUAGUUAUAUGAAUAGGUACUUAAUAUAUAUAUAUAUAUAUAUAUAUAUAUAUAUAUAUAUAUAUAUAAAUUAAAUGUAUAGAUAUAAAUGUUAAUUUAGAAAUAAUUUAGUCAAAUUUUAAUUAAUUACGAUGUGCGAUAUAAUAAAGAAUGAGGUAGGAGCGACAAUCAAACUCAUUUACAUAUCGUGAAACUAAUUUUGUUUUUUAUGUUUAAACAAAUAUUGAAAAACCUUCAGAGUAUUUGUGCGUUUAUUAGCCUGUAACUUAAUAUUUAAUUGCCAUAAUAAUUCACAUAAAAUAAUUCACAUUAAAUGAAGAAAUAUGUCCACUAGACUUUUUAUUUCAUCAUUUAGGAACAUGUUUGUGCUAUAAAAGAUGGCAACUUCUUAUUUAUCAAUACUAAUUUAUUACACAAUAAGUAGAUUCAUAAAAAUUCUGCACAAACAAAUAUGUUUAGCAGUGUUGAUAAUUUAUUAUCUGGACAACAGGAUUCAUAUUAUACAAGACCAAGCGGUCAGAGUGUCGCAUCUAGUGACACCAAGAACUCGACCAUGUAACAUUUUGCCGUUCACAUAACGAGGACACCUGAAGCAGAUGUAACGUUUUGCGAAACCUGUGCGUUUCUCGCAAUAACAUUAAGCAAUAAAAUAAUGUUUUAUUCAGAAAAUAAAAAAUUUGUUCCCUUGAAUCAAA
This is a messenger RNA of Solenopsis invicta (red fire ant), 2946 nucleotides long. RefSeq names its product putative lysozyme-like protein. Lineage: Eukaryota; Metazoa; Arthropoda; Insecta; Hymenoptera; Formicidae. The record is from RefSeq and is a predicted model, not a curated record. Bases 886 to 1863 code for a protein of 325 amino acids. The transcript has 8 exons.